Molecule: messenger RNA, 1671 nt
Organism: Epithele typhae
Lineage: Eukaryota; Fungi; Basidiomycota; Agaricomycetes; Polyporales; Epitheliaceae
Exons: 3
Coding region: 1-1671 (556 amino acids)
Biological process (GO): regulation of DNA-templated transcription
Molecular function (GO): DNA-binding transcription factor activity
Source: RefSeq, a predicted model, not a curated record
AUGUCCGCCCUCCCCGCGCUGCACAUGUCGCACAUUAUCGCCGCCGACGCCCCGCUCACCUCCCCCAUCUCCGAGUCGCUCACCGUCCCCUGGGACCGCGACCCGGCGCUCGCGGCGCUGUACGACCCCUUCGCACUCCCCGCCCCGAGCUCGCUCGCGGCCGCCGUCCCCGAUUCGCGCCUCGCGCUCAAGGGCCGCGCAACCCCCGACGCGACGCCCGAGGCGUGCGUGUCGACGCACCAGGUCUUCGACCUCGCGCCCUCGCAGCUCGUCCAGAUGAGCAGCCCGGCGUCCUCCCCGUCGUCGUCGCCCCAGAUGGAGAUGCACGACCUCCCGGGCGCCGGGCAGCACACGUUCUCGGCCUCGGGCGACGACGAGUGCGAGAGCCUGGUGCCGUCGAAGCGGCCGUCGGUGACGAUCGCGGGCAACGGCCAGUGCGCGAAGAAGCCGAGGGCGGCGGAGCGGGUGAGCACCAAGGACUUUGUGCCGCCGGACGUCACGGGGCUCAGCAAGCGCGAGGCGCGGCUGGUCAAGAACCGCGCCGCCGCGUUUCUGAGCCGGCAGAGGAAGCGGGAGGAGUUUGAGAACAUGGAGAUCCGUGUCGCCGAGCUCGAGCAAGAGAACGCCCGUCUUCUGGCUUCCAUCCAGCAGACUACUCCGCCCCCAUCGGGUCCUGAGGACAUCCUCAAGUCCGAGCUCGAGCAGCUCAGGCGGCAGCUCGCGGAGACCCAGCAGCGCGAACGCGAACUCGCAGAGAAGCUCGAGGGCGCACCCGUUGUCGCCCCCACCCCGGCCGCGCCGGCGGCGGAGGUAAAAAUGGAGGCCGUCGAGCCUUCUCUUCCCGUUUCGCUUCGCGCGCACAAGGGCGAGCGUUCAGGAGCAAGCUUUGGGCUCAUGGUCCUUCUUUGCGCGCUCCCGACGCUCCUCUCCAUGCCCGCGCACACCGCGAUCUCGAACAGCAUGUCUUCGUUCAGCCACUCGCAUUCGCACUCUCACUCGCACUCGACCUCGCUCGACAUGACCUCUUUCGGCACUGGCGACCUCGACUGGGGCUUCGGCUUCGGCUCGGGCGCCAUGGACCUCGACCUCGCGCCGUCGUCUCUCGUGUCGGAUGAGCCUGCUGAGCCCGAGUUCAAGAAGCUCGAGUUCGCGGACGAGAAGCUUGGUCUCGGUGGUCUCGAUAUCUCGUUCGACGCCACCGCCGCCAAGGAGGGCCGCAUCCGUGUCCGUAUCCACCCCCCGGCAUCCGAGAACGGCGAACAGGCAGAAGACGACCACACGAUGUGGCAAGAGACGCAAGACGACCUUGGCCCCUUCCUCGGUGUUGGCGCUGAUUUCGACACGCCCUCCUCUUCGUUCGGCUCCUCAUCCUCGCUGCACCCGCUCGACUUCUCUUUCCCCCAGUCCUCGUCAUCCUACUCGUCCGCGUCCUCACCAUCACACCUCACGUCGCCGACGUCUGCGUUCUUCUCGACCGCGCCGUCGCCAACGCAUGUGAACGAGUACGAGUUCGAUCUGGGCAGCGAGUACGGCAGUGUGGGGAGCGGAAUGUCGCGUGCGGGCAGUCCGGGCAUCAGCUCGUCAAACGGCCGUCGUCGGGUGCGUAUCGCGCUGCGCGGCAUGCCCGGCAAGGGUAAAGAGGGCGGCGAGUGGGAGGUCGAGGUGUGCUAG